UUCAUUAGUCAAAAAGCGUGGGCGGGACUCUUGCUCUCUGCAGCGAGUCAAAGAGAAAGGCAAUAAAGGGAGACAGGAGCUGCACUUUGCCGACGAGCAUCUCUGCCGUCCUGCUACACUACAGUAUUCACUUCCCCCGGAUCUGCGAAAACAUACACAGGGACUUCUCUGGAAAAAGGCAGAGUUCAUCAAUGUAACUCCGGUCAGUCCGAAGCUGCGCCGUUUACCUGGAUAAGUCCACCCCCCGACGAGCAGAGACAGAAAGAGAGGAAAGAGACUAGAGACAGACGCGAGUGGAGUGUCGACGCUGAAUUUGUGAAGGAAAAGAGAAGAAUAUGAUCGUCAAGCAGCACUUGAUCUUCAUCCUCUACAGCCUCUGUGCACACGUCUUUAAAGUGGCUGGGACAAAAAGCAAAGCGAAAGGUAGCCAAGGUCAGUUCCCCAUAACUCAGAAUGUGACGGUGGUGGAGGGGGCCACAGCCAACAUGACCUGUCGUGUGGAUUACAAUGAUAACACUUCCCUCCAGUGGUCAAACCCUGCACAACAGACCCUGUUCUUUGGGGACAAGAAAGCUCUGAGGGACCACAGAAUCGAGCUGGUGCGAGCCUCGUGGCAGGAGCUCACCAUCAGAAUCAGUGACGUCAGCCUGUCAGACGAGGGCCAGUACACCUGCUCGCUCUUCACCAUGCCUGUCAAGACCACCAAGGCCUUUCUCACUGUUCUGGGAGUGCCAGGGCGACCGGAGAUCACAGGAUUCACCAAGCCUGCAAUGGAGGGGGACGUAAUCACCCUGACGUGCACCACAUCGGGCAGCAAACCAGCCGCCAACAUCCGGUGGUUCCGAAAUGACAAGGAAGUCCAAGGCUCUACGAAGGUGAAUGCCACAGGAAAAUCCUUCACAGUGAGAAGCAGCCUCCAGUUCCAGGUGGACAGGCAGGACGAUGGCGUCGCCUACACUUGCAGUGUGGAGCACGUGUCUCUUACCAACCCCUACAUGACGACUGAAGUCCUGGAGGUCCACUAUGCUCCCCAUCUGGAGAUCACGCAUUCAUUGAUUAUUCCACAAGAAGGACAAUACCUAAAACUGGAGUGUGUUUCCAUAGGCAACCCGAUACCUGAACCGGUGCUGUGGUCCAAAGAUGGAGGAGAGCUGCCAGACAUCGAGCGUAUGAUUGUGGAGGGAAGGGAACUAACCAUCACCACACUAAACAAAACAGACAAUGGCACAUACCGCUGCGAGGCCAGCAACCACCUGGGGACCAGCAGUGCUGAAUAUAUACUGUUUGUAUAUGCCAAAGACUUUCCAGGGCCUACAACAGAUCCUAAUGCUUUAGGACAACACGGACCUGACCACGCUUUAAUCGGCGGUGUCGUUGCAGUCGUGGUCUUCAUCACCUUGUGUCUGAUAAUAGUUCUCGGACGAUAUCUGGCCAGACAUAAAGGGACGUAUCUAACACAUGAGGCCAAAGGAGCAGAGGACGCCCCCGACGCAGACACAGCCAUCAUCAAUGCUGAGGGAAACCAUGUGCAUGCAGAGGAAAAGAAAGAGUAUUUCAUUUAGACCUCUGUUCCUCUCUUCCUUCGUUUCAUGACAACUUUUGACAGCAGACAUGCAAUUUUAAGCUGCCUCAGCGUUACUACAUGGCCUGUUUUGCUUUACUUAUUAUUCUUUUGUCUUCUCCAGAAAGCUCAUGCUUGGAUAACUUGUUUUGAAAGCACUCGCUGACAAUAUAGCCUUCUCCUUUUGUAAUCAAUGUAAACCAUGUACAACUGGAUUAUUUCUGUUUCAGUUUUACGGUGCCUACAAGCUGUAUAUUUUUCUGCAUUUUCUUUCUUUAAAAUUCAGAAGCAACAGGAAAUGUGUUUCAACUCACCUUACGAGUCAAGUCUAUGCUUUUCAAAGUGUUUUGCUUUAAGAUCAAAAUGUGUUAAAUGCAUAAAUGUAUCAAACAUCAACAUUAGUAGACUCUUUUGAGGGAUUAAACAGUGGUUUUGUAUGUUGCCCGGGAUUUGCCCCACCAUGGCCGUGCUGCAUUUGUUCAAAAAAUCACAAAACAGACCAGACAAUUUGCCAAAACAAAACAUAGCAGCACAAUCUCUGUAACUGUCUCGAGAUGAAAUCAACUCCCUCUUAGCACUGUCUGUAUAUUUCUGCAUUGAUUUACUUUCAGUUUCCGCUCAUGCUGUUGAUUUGUACCAACAGAGAACCAGUUCGAAAAAUUAAAGCACAAAGUCUGAGGACUAACAAGGAGGGAAAACACAUGAACAGUUUCUUGUCUCAGGAUUCAAUUUGAGUCUAGAUGAAGAGAUGGUGUCAGACAUAUGAUGAAGAUUUGAGUACUCUUGCAGAUAUCGUCAUGGAUGAGAAAUUUUAAUUUUGGUUGGCGAUUUGAUGUUUAAUCCAAACUGAAUGUGUGGAACCUUGUGGGGGUUCAUUAUUUAUGUUGAAUUUGAUUGAACAACUAUGCUCAAUGUGUGGAUAUUGCUGUAACAUACUUUGCUAACGUGAAUAUUGGUGAACAAUAUUGUUGAAUCUUGGGAUCCCUGACAUAUUGCAAUUUGUAUAUUAGCAUAUACAGUAUUUAAAUUAUUCCAUGAGUCUUAAUUUUUUCCCAUUUAUCUAAAAAGCAGUUGUUUUGCCAGACGGCAUGUAAAUAAUGUGUAAUUAUUAAAUUUUAGUAAAUGAUAGAACACUAGUUAUAGCUUUUAAUUUCUGGUCAUGUCAUUUCCCGUCACUUUGAUGAGAUUGUUUUCAUACUUAUGAAGAUUUUUUCAAACAGGGAUUCUAAUGAAAUGCUUAUAAUGUAAAAGAAAAAAAAAGAAAAAAAAAUUAAAAGAAAAAAAAGA
Acanthopagrus latus (yellowfin seabream) is the source of this 2848-nucleotide messenger RNA. It is a transcript of the gene cadm2b, whose product is annotated as cell adhesion molecule 2b. NCBI's taxonomy places the organism in Eukaryota, Metazoa, Chordata, Actinopteri, Spariformes, Sparidae. The transcript has 11 exons. The coding region runs from base 336 to 1562 and encodes 408 amino acids. The record is from RefSeq and is a predicted model, not a curated record.